Molecule: messenger RNA, 421 nt
Organism: Pollicipes pollicipes
Lineage: Eukaryota; Metazoa; Arthropoda; Thecostraca; Pollicipedomorpha; Pollicipedidae
Product: E3 ubiquitin-protein ligase DTX4-like
Exons: 3
Coding region: 23-421 (132 amino acids)
Biological process (GO): Notch signaling pathway; protein ubiquitination
Source: RefSeq, a predicted model, not a curated record
CGCCUGCUGCAUCUGCCGGUACAUGCUGACCGAGCCGUCCAGCUACGGCGACGACCUGGUGAUCCAGCUGAACGGCUGCCGCCACGCCAUCCAUCUGGACUGCCUGCGCGCCAUGGUCGAGAGUACAAACCAGGUCCAGUACCUGCAGUGUCCCGCCUGCCAGUCCAUAUACGGGCGGAAGGUGGGGCAGCAGCCGCCGGGCAGGAUGUCCACGCGCCGGCUGCCCAUCCCGCUGCCCGGCUACGACUGUGAUACCAUCGAAAUAUCAUACAUGAUCUCACCGGGCAUCCAGGGACCGGAGCACCCGCACCCGGGCCGGCCGUACAAGGUGCGCGGCUUUCCGCGCAUCUGCUACCUAGCCCAGCACCACGCAGGGACGCAAGGUACGGCCGAGAUGGGCGCGGCGGUGCGUGUCCGCUGA